Ustilago hordei is the source of this 2151-nucleotide messenger RNA. RefSeq lists its product as uncharacterized. The record is from RefSeq and is a predicted model, not a curated record. The transcript has a single exon. Gene Ontology annotation, molecular function: RNA binding; ATP:3'-cytidine-cytidine-tRNA adenylyltransferase activity. NCBI's taxonomy places the organism in Eukaryota, Fungi, Basidiomycota, Ustilaginomycetes, Ustilaginales, Ustilaginaceae. The coding region runs from base 1 to 2151 and encodes 716 amino acids. Gene Ontology annotation, biological process: tRNA 3'-terminal CCA addition.
AUGAGGAAAGAUGCUCAAAUCCAGUUGACCGAGCAAGAGGAAGCCAUCUGUCAACUUCUCGACCAGACUUGCUCAUACAUCCACCGCGAGCGGCCCGAGAUUGAAGGUGUCGACUCUACACCACCAAGUGGCAAUUCUUUGACUCCAUGCGAAGCACGCAUCGCCGGCGGCUGGGUGCGGGAUAAGCUCCUCUCCCGCGACUCGGACGACCUCGACAUCACACUCUCCACACUGACAGGCAAUGCUUUUGCUCUGCAUCUCAAGCACUACCUAUCAACACCCUCUUUCGCAGCAUCACCGCUGGCACAGUCGCCUUUCUUUCAAGAUGAAGGCUCUGAAAUGGGCCGCAUCGGCAAGAUCGCCGCCAACCCAGAGCAGAGUAAGAACCUCGAAACGGCUACUGCCCGUCUCCUAGGGCUCUCGCUUGACUUUGUCAACCUCAGGAAAGAGACAUAUGAUCUCGGGUCGAGGAUUCCAACGAUGACUUUCGGAACACCGAAGGAAGAUGCGGAACGUCGCGAUAUCACAAUCAACUCGUUGCUCUACAACGUGCAUACAAGGCAGGUGGAGGAUCAUACCGGCUUGGGCCUGCAGGACUUGGCGAGCGGAUUGAUACGAACUCCAUUACCGCCGCUGACGACGUUCCUGGAUGAUCCGCUCAGAGUACUGCGGUGUGUCCGCUUUUCAAGUCGAUUCGCAUACGAGCUGCAUCCAACCAUCAUCCGUUGUCUCACCGGUGCUGGUGCGCAGCAGGAGGGAGAGUCAAGCCUUACGCAACUUGCCAGCAGCGAUGAUCCAAGAGUCUCGCAAGCAGGUCAAGGUGUGGAGCAUGGCAGAGACCUGAUUCGAGAAGCAUUGAUCAAUAAAGUGUCGAGAGAAAGAAUCGGCAUCGAGGUUGAUAAGAUGAUCAAAGGCCCACAUCCUUUGCUUGCCCUCUUCGAGCUGCAUCGUCUAGAGCUCUUCCCUCUCGUCUUCCACCCAGCACCAGCUACGGGCAAGCUUUACACUGCAUCCGAUUCAAAUUCACUAAAGGAGCUAGGAGAACCUGCAUCGGACUCUGUCGCUCUCAACGCAGCUCGUUUGUUGGACGCCAUUCUGAGCGGUAAAGCACAGGAAGACGCUUCUUCAUCCCACCAGCCGGUCGCGAUGGACAGCCUCCGCAUCGCAGAUGGCCGCAGCGAAGCCUCCAAUUCAGAACUCUCUCAUGCAUUCUCUGCCAUUCCAGCAUCUCCGCUACCUAAGGCUGUAUUUGAGGCACUACCUGUCGAUCUUCUCUCGGGCUGGUCCAGCGCCUCGUUGACAUCCGAAGAACGUAGAAGGCUAUGGAUCUCAGUCGCACUACUCCCCUUACGGCACUUGAUCUAUGAGGAGAAGAAGAACAAGUUUGCUUGGGCUGGCGAAAGCGUGAUUGCCAACGGACUCAAGUUGGGCACAAAGACACUCAAAGAGCCUGUUGCCUCCUUGCAUCGAUGUUUAGAGCUUCUACCGCUCGGACGAAAGGUACUGUGCUCCGAACAAACACAGCAGGGAGCAGAGUCAGAAGCGCUGGACGACAUCCUGCAUCUUGCACCAAGACUCAGUGUCAAGUCACGCCUAGGACUUUUACUAAGGAACCCGCACGUCUCGAACGGAUUGUUACAGCUUCGACCGGAGCCAGCUUUGCUUCUCUCAUUCAUCUCGGAAGUUCUUGUCAUUUGGCAGCAGCAAGGAGGUGAGGCCGGGUUCAAGCACGACUCAAGCACGCUCGACGCCGUUCAGGAUCGAGUUGUUGUGUUGGCAAGGGAGUACGGUCAGUUCUGGCAACUGAUCAAGCAAUGGGGCUUGAUCGAAAGGGCAGAUGAAAAGCCAGUAUUGGAUGGCAAUGCUGUUACGGCAACGCUGAACUGUCAUCCGAGGUUGAUCUCACAGAUUCAGACUUUUGUGCUAGCUUGGCAGUAUGAUCAGCCAGCCGCACAGGGAGGGGUGGACAAAGAGGAAGAGUGUAAGGCUUGGUUGAAAGGUGAAUGGGAAAAAGGUGGGAUUGUGCCUUUUGAUCAACGUCCACCUCCUCCACCAUCGAAGGGAGACAAGGGAAAGAAGACGAAAGAUCCCACGGCAGCAGCUAAACCAGCAGAAGAUCGGGACCGAAGGAAGCGGCAGAAGAGUGAAUAG